GUGUGCGCUCUGCCCUGCUCGAAGAUGGCAGCCAUAUUGGGCGCAUACUCGCGGUUUUUAACAAAUUGGCGCUAUACUUCGCAAUCUCUCACUGCUGGGACUCUUUGGUUUGCGGGUGAUCUGAUCAGUCAGAAGCUUGUGGAGGGAGACCAAAAGGAACACCUGCGCAGGGAAGCUGACCGCGAAAAAGGGUCACUUGAACACACUGAGAGACCGGGACGAUGGGAAGCAUGGGGGGUUGAUUGGAGAAGAGUGUUAACAAUGACAUCUUUCGGAGUAUGUUUCGCUGGUCCUCUAUAUACUUUUUGGUAUAGAUUGUUAGACGACAAAAUUGUCGGGUACUUUGAGAGAAUGGUGAAACGAAAGAUCCAAUCAACCACAACUUUAAACGUACCGAAAAGUAACCUCAAAUGGAAGAUCGCAUUGACAAAAGUGGUUGCCGAUAUGGUCAUUUUUGACCCGCCAUUUCUCGGAUUCUUCUUCAUCAGCACACACCUUUUGUCUGGGUACUCAUUCCAAUCGGGUGUAGAACAGAUGAAGCGGGACGUGCUUCCCACUUAUGCUGUGGACGUUGCCGUAUGGACGCCAAUCCAACUGGUCAAUUUCAGAUGGAUUCCAGUUUUAUACCAACCAGUGGUCGUGAAUUCUGUCAACGUGGGAUGGAAUGCGUAUCUAAGUUAUGUUAAGCAUCGUGACGAGAAGCUGCCGUGAGAUGUUCUUGCCGCCCUCGUCAACUAGCGUCCCCCAGGGGAAUUGUACAGCAUUAUUUAUUUUUUAUUUGUCGGGGUUACGUACGGAAUGCGGGUUGGAGAUUAAUAGAUCCCUUAGAGAUUCAUUCCCAUUGAUAUUGUAUUUGUUACGCACUUCUCGGUCACUGUUCUCUUACCUUACUACAUCGCACGCUCCUUCUUUU
Spizellomyces punctatus DAOM BR117 is the source of this 913-nucleotide messenger RNA. RefSeq lists its product as uncharacterized. Gene Ontology annotation, cellular component: membrane; cytoplasm. The transcript has 7 exons. The record is from RefSeq and is a predicted model, not a curated record. NCBI's taxonomy places the organism in Eukaryota, Fungi, Chytridiomycota, Chytridiomycetes, Spizellomycetales, Spizellomycetaceae. The coding region runs from base 25 to 711 and encodes 228 amino acids.